UCCUGUCUGCAAAUUCUUCCGGGAGAAACACAAACUAAUCAAACUAGAAGGACGAAAUAUGACAACACACUGAGUAACCUCAGUUGUAAAGCAGACACAGACCAGUUUAGCUUUAAUUAUUGGUAGUGUUACCCUUUUUAUUUUUAUUUUUACCCUUUGAAUUGACUCCCCUCUCCAUGCUGCUGUGCCGGGUGUCGCCAGUGUACCAGAUGCUGGCUAGAUGGGGACGGAGGUCACAGCAGGGAGGCCUUCUUCUCAGCCGCGCGGUGUCCUGCACCUCCAGCCGCUUAAGGGCUGCCAGUUCCGGGGAAGGUAACGCUCAGCCCGCGGACCCAGCCUCCACCCAGGCUCUGUACCGGGACACCGUACUCCUCCCUCAGACCGAGUUCCCCAUGAAACUAGCCGGACAGAAGUUGGUGGAGCGGGAGCUUCAGAUCCAGCAGGAAUGUGGUUUUGCAGACUUGUAUUCAUGGCAAAGAGAAAGGAAAAGCAAAAAAGAGUUCUGCCUUCAUGACGGACCCCCUUAUGCAAAUGGAGACCCUCACGUUGGACACGCGCUUAACAAAAUCCUCAAAGACAUCCGUAACCGUUUUGAGGUGUUAAGAGGACGUCAGGUCCACUACAUCCCAGGCUGGGACUGCCACGGCCUCCCUAUAGAGCUGAAAGCUUUGGGAGAACUAGGAACCAGCGGCCUCAGUCCUCUGGAGAUACGACAGAAAGCUCGGGAGUUUGCUGAAGGGGCGAUAGCUCGGCAGAAGGCUGCCUUCCAACGCUGGGGCGUCAUGGCCAACUGGGAGCAGUGCUACUACACCUUCGAUGGGGCUUACGAGGCUGCUCAGUUAAAGCUCUUCCAGGAAAUGCAUAACAAGGGUCUGGUAUAUCAGGACUAUAAACCCGUCUUCUGGUCUCCUUCAUCCAGGACGGCUCUGGCUGAGGCCGAGCUGGAGUACAACCCUGAGCAUGUGAGCAGAGCCAUCUACGCCACCUUCCCUCUGGCCACGCUGCCGCCCAAGAUCGCCUCAGAAGAUGGUUUGGAGAAUGUUUCGGUGUUGAUUUGGACCACCCAGCCUUGGACCAUCCCUGCAAACCAGGCAGUGUGCUACAUGCCCAACGCCCAGUACUCUGUGGUGAAGAGGGCAGACACUUCCCAGCUGCUGCUGCUGGCAGCUGAACGCACGGCGAGCCUCGCAGCGCUGCUCGGCACAGAGCUGCAGACUGUAGCCACCUUCACAGGUUUGCAGCUGGAAGGUGGCACCUGCAAACACCCCACCAUUCCUGAUAAGCAAAUUCCGUUGUUGCCAGCCAACCAUGUGACCAUGGGGAAAGGGACAGGAUUGGUCCACACUGCACCAGCUCAUGGGAUGGAUGACUACAGCGUGGCGUCACAGUUUGAUCUGCCUGUGGAGUGUAUGGUGGAUGAAGACGGCAAGUUCACCGAGCUUGCAGGACCUGAGCUGCAGAACCUGUCUGUGAUCACUGAAGGAACUCAGAGAGUGAUUUCCAUGCUGCAAGAGAGUGGCGCUUUGGUUCUGGAGGAGCAGUGUGUCCACAGCUACCCGUAUGACUGGCGGACAAAGCAGCCGGUGGUCAUCAGACCCAGUAAACAGUGGUUUAUCAACACUGCAUCACUGAAGCACAAGGCAAAGGAGGCGCUGCAGAAAGUGCGUGUUUUACCAGAGUCGGCAAGAGGAAGCCUGCUGGCCAUGCUGGACAGACGGACGUACUGGUGCAUCUCCAGGCAGCGGAGCUGGGGGGUCCCCAUCCCAGUGUUCUAUCACAAAGAGACCGGGGAGCCUCUCAUAAACACGUACACUGUGUCCCACAUAGCAAAACUCUUUAAAGAAAAAGGCAGCGACUGUUGGUGGGAGCUUCCCAUCGAGGCUCUGCUGCCCCCAGAGGUUCUCAAGAAGAGUAAAGCAGGACCUGUGAGCGACUAUGUUCGAGGAGAUGAUGUUCUGGACAUCUGGUUUGACAGCGGAGCGUCAUGGGCGGCUGUCCUGGAAGACAUGGAGGAGGAACCCAAGGAGCCCGAAUCCCGUCUCAGCUGGCUUCCUGGCUCACUUCGCAAACCUCUAGUCCCAGAGUCUGACCCCAGAGCAGAUGUAUAUGUGGAGGGAAAGGACCAGCUUGGAGGCUGGUUCCAGUCUUCCCUGCUCACCAGUGUGGCCGUUAGGAACAAAGCCCCCUUUAAAUCUCUGGUGGUCCAUGGCUUUGCAAUCAGUGAGAAAGGAGAGAAGAUGUCCAAGUCUCUGGGGAAUGUUGUGGAUCCUGAUGAGGUCAUUAAUGGAACAAAGGACGGCAGCUUAGCAGCAUACGGGGCAGAUGUGCUUCGCUGGUGGGUCGCUGAAUCAAACGUCUUCUCUGAAGUCCAAAUUGGUCCAAGCGUCCUUAACUCGGCCCGAGACAGCAUCAGUAAGUUGAGAAACACUCUCAGGUUUCUGCUGGGAAACCUGCAGAGCUUCGACCCACAUCAGCAUGCUGUGGACCCCAAAGAGAUGUACUAUAUUGAUCAGUACAUGCUGCAUAUGCUCAGGGAAUACAGUAUGAAGGUUACAGACGCCUACAGUGAGUUUGAUGCUGGCAGAGUCAUCCGUAUCCUUCAGGCCUUCAUCACCAGAGAACUGUCCAGCUUUUAUUUCAGCAUCAUAAAGGACAGGCUGUACUGCAGUCCAGAGGACUCGUUGGGCAGGAGAUCAUGUCAGACCGCUUUGGAGGAAAUUCUGGAUGGAGUGACUCGAUCUGUUGCUCCCAUCCUGCCACAUUUAGCAGAGGAGGUCUAUCUGCAUGCCCCAGGACAUGAUGAAGCCGAUACGUUAUUCAAAAGCGGGUGGAUCAAAAGCAGCUCUGUGUGGAGGCGGCCAGGGUUGGAGGAGGCAGUGGAAGGAGCCUGUGCCAUUCGUGACUCCUUUUUGUCUUCAAUUCCUGGUAAAAAUGCUGGCCAGUAUGAUCUGACGAUCGCCAUUGAAGCAGGACUUCUUUUUGAGCUCAUGGAGUCUCUCCAAGAAGAGCCCAGCUCCACCAGCUCCCAGCUGGCUGAGCUGAUGAUGGCAGCACGAGUCAACCUGAUCAGCGAGCUUCCCCGUGACCUCCCUCCAGGUGCCCUGCUGAGUCAGGGUACCUUCCUCAUCAAUCUAGAAGGGGGUGUAAUCCGUGAGGAAAGUCCCUACAGCAUCGCCGUGACGCCCACUUCUGCCGCUCGCUGUCCACGCUGCCGGCGCUACACCUCGGAGUCCACGGACUGUCUUUGCCCGCGCUGCCAGACUGUCGUUUCACAUGCCGGCUGACGUGUUACCAGGACAACCAACACACUUCGUUAUCCAGAAGUGGCUUUACGCUCCCAGUGGAAAAUGUAAAAGUGAUGUCACUCCAGCUAGUAAGGAAAGCGCUCAAAACCAGUAAAAGGUUUAUAUUAAUACACAAUCACUGCAGAUGUAAAAUAAUAUAAAGUCUCAAGUUGUUGCUCUUCUGCUUUCCCACAUUUCCUCAUUGAACUCAAAACAGAAGUGCUGAACUCUACUGUAAAUAGUUGGGAGGUUUAAAAAGAUGUGAUUUGACUGUUGAAGGGAAGCUCUUGUUUAAAUGUGUCACUAUGUGGCUUUAGUUUGAAGAGAAGAAGGUAUGGGCGACUUCCUGUACAAAUCUACAAUUGUAUAAUAAAAUUAGUUGCUUUGAUAGAAACUGCAAA
Cyprinodon tularosa is the source of this 3685-nucleotide messenger RNA. It is a transcript of the gene iars2, whose product is annotated as isoleucyl-tRNA synthetase 2, mitochondrial. Bases 177 to 3284 code for a protein of 1035 amino acids. NCBI's taxonomy places the organism in Eukaryota, Metazoa, Chordata, Actinopteri, Cyprinodontiformes, Cyprinodontidae. Gene Ontology annotation, cellular component: cytosol. The record is from RefSeq and is a predicted model, not a curated record. The transcript has 24 exons. Gene Ontology annotation, molecular function: aminoacyl-tRNA deacylase activity; ATP binding; isoleucine-tRNA ligase activity. Gene Ontology annotation, biological process: isoleucyl-tRNA aminoacylation.